GCUGGCUCCAUUAAUUCGAAGGCCAAUUUGGUACGACUUACACUUCCUCUGAUUGACACAUCAUGAGCCCGUCGUCCGAAAACGUACCUUCGAUAGACACUUCCACAUGUUGCACGAUAUCUGCAGUUGAAUCAUCUUGAAGUAAAUAAAUGCCAGUAUCAUCUGAAGUCAAUUCAUGCCAAGUUCAAGGACUGGUCUCCGUUCCGACCAUAGCAAUAAUGCGUGACAAGCAUUGACAAGAGAAAUAUCUGUUCAACCGGAACAGCCACCAUGCCCCUAAUCCAAAGUUGUUUAGACACAAUCUUAUGGUAACUUCGAAGAAAAUAUCAAUUCUCGAGUAUGAGUCCCAGGCUAAUAUCUGGUUUGUUCGUUUGAAAUUUCAUACGUGAAUUCACGAAAUCCAGGUGCGGUCUAUCAUGAUGCUCGGUGCAGCCGUUAUCCUAGCUGAUGUCUCAAAGCUAUCUUCUACCAGCCUCAUGAUAGGUGAUCACUAGUAUCAUAUGUUAUCAUGAGAACUGACGAUCUCAAGCGAGGAGGCUUCGAAUAGACGCAGUGGUGUCGCCAUUUGUGCUUGUAGUGGAACCGCUACUCGAGUAAAUCCGCUUUAAAGCCGACAUUGGUUCAGGAACAAGCUCGGUUCGGCGACACUUUAUCCCAUCUUGGCCUUGCCCACCAAUCAGCGACUGGACCCUGACGACGCUGCUUCAGGGGGAUGAGUUUAGUUACAGAUAGCUGUCCUUUCUGAUUGCGGCUGUCAGCGCAACGAAGCGACGACAUCGAGACAACAAAUUCCCGGUCGACUCUCGAACGAAUCCCUCAAGACCACUGAAACCGGUUUCAAUUGGUUUCCAGUCCUUCGACCGUUAUUUCACCGAGGCAUGCGGCAAUAGGCUCAAAUACCUUUGCGCAUUUGCUGUUGAUCAAGUGGCUCUCGACCAUAAUUUGCGACGGGACCGAUUUCGCGACGUCACAACAUCGAAACAGCUUUCAUUGUAUAUAUUCGAGCUAGCGGGACUAGAAGACUUUUGCAACAAUGAUGAACGGAAUGGAAAAGUCAGAUUAUGACGAGGACAGGUUUGGUCCUAAGGAGGGAAGCUUGGUCAGCGCUUUCGAUGCAUUCCGUAUGUCUCUCAUUGCUGCUGGCUUUAUGUGCGCGCUAACUUUUGACAGCCAAAUCGAAGCCGCAAUACAUCCAACGAACAUCGGGAGGUGGAAAAUGGACAGUCGCCGUGUCUAUCAUCUCACUUGUCCUCAUCUGGGGCGAACUCGGUCGCUGGUGGCGCGGCGCAGAGUCUCACAACUUCGAGGUCGAGGCUGGUGUUUCGCGAGAGCUUCAGAUCAACAUGGACAUCGUGGUGAAGAUGAACUGCGACGAUAUCCAUGUUAAUGUCCAGGAUGCGUCUGGCGAUCAUAUCCUAGCUGCUAAGCGUCUCAAGGCUGAUAGGACACUCUGGAGUCAAUGGGUCGACAACAAGGGCAUGCACAAGCUCGGGCGGGAUAGCCAAGGCCGCGUCAACACUGGCUCUGGAUAUAACGAGUUGGGAUAUGAAGAUGAGGGUUUCGGCGAGGAGCACGUUCACGAUAUUGUUGCGCUUGGCAAGAAGAGGGCCAAGUGGGCAAAGACACCCAAGUUCAGGGGCAAUGCCGACAGCUGUCGUAUCUAUGGAAGUUUGGACUUGAACAAGGUGCAGGGUGAUUUCCAUAUCACUGCGCGAGGCCAUGGUUAUCGGGGUAACGGCGAGCAUCUCGACCACAGCAAGUUCAACUUCUCGCACAUCAUUUCGGAGCUUUCAUACGGCCCAUUCUACCCGUCGCUGGUCAACCCUCUCGACGGCACCGUCAACACAGCUCCCGACAACUUCCACAAGUUUCAAUACUACCUCUCUGUUGUGCCUACUGUGUACAGCGUCAACUCAAAGUCCAUCCUUACCAACCAAUAUGCCGUUACCGAGCAGAGUAAGGCGGUCGACGAGCGAUAUAUCCCUGGUAUUUUCUUCAAGUACGAUAUCGAGCCAAUCCUGUUGACCGUUCACGAGAGCCGCGACGGCAUCAUUAGCCUGUUGGUCAAGGUCAUCAACAUCAUGAGUGGUGUUCUCGUUGCUGGACACUGGGGUUUCACAAUCAGCGAUUGGAUCCACGAUGUGAUCGGUCGACGACGACGCAGUAACGGUGGUGUUGGUGUUUUGGGAACCAAGGAGGGCUUUGAUCAGUAGAUGGAUGGAUAAGGAGUACAAGCAUGUAGCAUACAGCGCUGAUACAGAGCCAAGCAGAAGGAGUUAUGGCUUGGGGUUAUACACAACUGAUUUAUGGAGUUUAGGUUAAAACAUGGGAAUUCGGGUUUAGCAUAAGAGAAUUGAUAACAAAUUUGCAUAAACCAGUAGCCAAUGUUUGUGAAUUUGCCAAGAUGUUCAGUUUGACUACCCUGUAAAGCACUCGGUGAUAAUUCGUCUGCUCGAAGCAAGGAUGCAUUAUUGAAUGUGGCUUAAAAGAGCGCAAAGCCAAACGCCUCUUCUCUACAACAAAGAACCAAUCCUUGUAUUCUCCAUCCCUGGAGUUGUGCUUUUGCCCGAUCUCAUAAGACUGUCGUAUUGAAAACGCCGCCAUG
Molecule: messenger RNA, 2605 nt
Organism: Fusarium odoratissimum NRRL 54006
Lineage: Eukaryota; Fungi; Ascomycota; Sordariomycetes; Hypocreales; Nectriaceae
Exons: 2
Coding region: 1344-2213 (289 amino acids)
Biological process (GO): endoplasmic reticulum to Golgi vesicle-mediated transport; retrograde vesicle-mediated transport, Golgi to endoplasmic reticulum
Cellular component (GO): endoplasmic reticulum membrane; Golgi membrane; endoplasmic reticulum
Source: RefSeq, a predicted model, not a curated record